UCCGGCGGCGCGCGGGGCGUGAGGCCUGUGGCGGUCGUUAAUGGCGGACGCCGAUCCCGCCGCCGCGCUCUGAGCCGCCGCCGCCUCCCGCCCCGCCGCCGCCCUCAGCAUGUCCGUGGUGCCGCCCAACCGCUCGCAGACCGGCUGGCCCCGCGGGGUGAACCAGUUCGGGAACAAGUACAUCCAGCAGACGAAGCCGCUGACGCUGGAGAGAACCAUCAACCUGUAUCCUCUGACCAACUACACCUUUGGCACCAAGGAGCCCCUGUAUGAGAAGGACAGCUCCGUGGCAGCUCGCUUCCAGCGCAUGAGGGAAGAGUUCGACAAGAUUGGCAUGAGGAGGACAGUGGAAGGGGUUCUGAUUGUCCACGAGCACAGGCUGCCCCAUGUCCUGUUACUGCAGCUGGGUACAACCUUUUUCAAGCUACCUGGUGGUGAGCUCAAUCCAGGAGAAGAUGAGGUAGAAGGGCUCAAACGCUUAAUGACAGAGAUACUGGGCCGUCAGGAUGGUGUUCAGCAAGACUGGGUGAUCGAUGACUGCAUUGGCAACUGGUGGAGACCAAACUUUGAACCUCCACAGUAUCCCUAUAUCCCAGCUCACAUUACAAAACCAAAAGAGCACAAAAAGCUUUUCUUGGUCCAGCUUCAAGAAAAGGCUUUGUUUGCAGUCCCCAAAAAUUACAAGCUGGUGGCUGCACCGUUGUUUGAGCUGUAUGACAACGCACCAGGAUAUGGGCCCAUCAUUUCCAGCCUCCCUCAACUUCUGAGCAGGUUCAACUUCAUUUACAACUGAAUCCCUGAGGAGGUGACAGAAGCCGUCUCUGUGAGCACAGCUUUCAAACGUAGAGCAAAGAAUCCAGUGACACCAGGAACUGUUGGUUUGAUGUCCUUCUUUCCCUGAAGGCCACUGAAACUUUCUACUGGAUGAAUAGGAAAGUGAACCUUGACUGUUUAGGUAGUGGGAUGGCAACGUGAUCUCAAGAGUUUUAGUCACUUUUCAUUGUAACACUCACCCAUUUCUUUUGUACAACAUUAAACAGAAUGCCUGUG
Colius striatus (speckled mousebird) is the source of this 1050-nucleotide messenger RNA. RefSeq names its product nudix hydrolase 21 (gene NUDT21). Lineage: Eukaryota; Metazoa; Chordata; Aves; Coliiformes; Coliidae. Gene Ontology annotation, molecular function: mRNA binding. The coding region runs from base 110 to 793 and encodes 227 amino acids. Gene Ontology annotation, cellular component: mRNA cleavage factor complex. The transcript is spliced from 7 exons. The record is from RefSeq and is a predicted model, not a curated record.